UUGGGCACAUGGGGCACAGAUAAAGUCAUGACAAGUUAUGGUAGGGGAAACGACGCAGACGCCAUUUUCUGAUUGGUCAUAAAGCCCUAGCGGCCAAGAACGAAAGAAGGAAGGGAAACAGAGAAACCGUUCGUUCCAUCGUUCGCCGGAUUGCACAAACCAAGCAAACAAGCGUAUUCAGUAUUCUGUGCUGUCCAGUUCGGAGUGUUUCAGUGACCGUCCCUAGUAACAACUGAGACUUUUAAAUUUUCGGCAUUAUGUCAAAUCCUGUGAGUCCAUCCUUGAAAAGCUUGCCAAAGGUAGCUGUAGAUUUAAAGAGUGAACUGGAAGGCUUCGACCCAAGUUGCAUGAAAAAAGCAGCCACCACGGAAAAAAAUGUCUUACCUUCUGCCGAAGACGUGGCCGUGGAAAAAACACAGCAAACCCUUAUUGCUGGAAUUGAAGCGUUUGAUCCAGCCAAGUUAAAGCACACGAUGACUCAAGAAAAAAAUCCUCUUCCUGACAAAGAAGUCAUUGAACAGGAAAAAGAAAAGCAACAAUUGAUUUCCGGGAUUGAAAACUUCAAUCCUGCGAAACUGAAACACGCAGUGACCCAAGAAAAAAAUGUUCUGCCAACCAAAGAAGCAAUCGCCGCUGAGAAGGUAGCUGCAUAAAGUGGAAUUGGAACGAGAACAUCGGAGCAGUGAUUUGUGAUUUCGCUACUUUUGUAUCGUAGAAUAUUUUAUAAUGUUUACUGAUGUAAAAUUGGCGAGCGUCCUGAUGUUAAUGUAAUCUUAUGGACUAUACUUAAACUUAACUAUCAUCUCAUGCUUUCUUUCGCGCGAAUAAUAAAAUGCAAGUCGAGUCUGUUCAACGAUACUACGCAAAAUGUCAAUGAGAUUAUAGGUUUACAACAGUUUCCUUAAUACGAUAAUAAGCGAGAAAAAAAGACACUCUAGAUUCGAUAUAGUUUAUUUUUGCAUCUCUCGUGUAAUUUGUCGUAAACAUGGUUCGUCUUUAGUGCUGAUAUGUGCAAGUAAACAUUAUUUUUCCAUGGAUCAGUUUUUUAUAACAAAGCACAGCAAACAUGACGAAUAUGCA
This is a messenger RNA of Belonocnema kinseyi, 1080 nucleotides long. It is a transcript of the gene cib, whose product is annotated as thymosin beta. The coding region runs from base 258 to 653 and encodes 131 amino acids. The transcript has 5 exons. The record is from RefSeq and is a predicted model, not a curated record. NCBI's taxonomy places the organism in Eukaryota, Metazoa, Arthropoda, Insecta, Hymenoptera, Cynipidae. Gene Ontology annotation, cellular component: cytosol. Gene Ontology annotation, biological process: actin filament organization. Gene Ontology annotation, molecular function: actin monomer binding.